Messenger RNA from Boeremia exigua, 4212 nucleotides. RefSeq lists its product as uncharacterized. NCBI's taxonomy places the organism in Eukaryota, Fungi, Ascomycota, Dothideomycetes, Pleosporales, Didymellaceae. Bases 1 to 4212 code for a protein of 1403 amino acids. The transcript is spliced from 2 exons. The record is from RefSeq and is a predicted model, not a curated record.
AUGAACGAGCCCAGCAUGCCACAAACGUGCGCUGCUACAUGGCAGUUAGAUGACGAUGCUGCCGGGCGUCUAUCCGAGCUAGAGGUCUGUUCUUGGGAGGAGGGCUUUGAAGUCAUCGAAGACUUUUACGGUCCGUCAUCCACAAGUGUGACUGAAGAGCAGAACGCCAUCAUCACAGACACAAGCUAUAUUGGCGAAUCGUUGAGUAUUGCACAGCCAUUGGAAGAAUGUUCCACCGCUGGCAUCGCGACGGAGCAAGAACUUGCUAGCGAAGAGGCAACGAAGUGUCAAGUUCACGCCGCGGAACAACAUACCCCUCACGGUGUAGAUCUAGAGCAUUCCUCAGAUCUCAGCACCUCUAAUCGCCAGGCGAGCGGCCUCUGUGAAGCCCUGGUCACAGAACCGGUCUCGGAUGUGCUGGAAACACAGGCUAGUACACCAACCACGCGGGAAGUGCAGGUCGCGCCAGCAGAGGAACGCGAGCUCACAGCCCCCGCCCCUUGGAGCAUCGAUAUUUUCGAUAUCAUAGAUUUUUCACCUGAGAAACCGCUACCUGUUGCCCAUUUACCACGCGAACCAGACGCAGAGGGCAGUGAUGGAUACGUCCAAGGUUCCAGCGCGGUCGGUCCACCGACACCAGCACUGACCCAUUCCGACAUCCACCUACCUUCUGCGAAGUCUUGCGUUGGCACGGAAGGCAUCGCGUCCAAUGGAGAUCUGGCUCCCUUCGCCGUCCACGAGCACACCUACGCGACUCCCGCUAGCGAUUCCGAGUUUGGAGACUUUGUCAACCUUACCAGCCCCGCCAAACCUGCUGAUGCUGCCAUCGAGUCGGCUGCAGACUUCACAGCAAAGGCAGCUGAUGACAAAAACUGCCUUGCGUCACCAUCUCAACCUGCCAGCCUGCCAGAUGAGAGGGCAGUCUCCGACACCGGCAUGUCCCUCGAUAUCAGAAAUAGCGGUAAUGGUCACCUUGAGACAGCUCUUACCGCGAGUGAAGAGAUGCAUGAGGGUCUCGGCGAGCCUAGCCUGGAAAUACCUUGCAGGCAGAUCACCGAGUCGCCGCCUACCAUUCUUGAGGAUCAAUCCGUGUCCCCAACAAUCACCCAAGACGCCAUGAGGGAGAAUGCAGAAACAGAAACACCAAUCACAUUUCUUGACCAUAAGCUUGGGGAAUUUCACCGCGAAAUCGUAGAGUACGCGUCACGAUGCGGUCUUGAUGCUCACGAUCAAGCGUUAUCACACGAUGAGUCCACGCCGUGCGACGAUCGUCCUGGGCCAGUCACCGGUGAUGCACCGCAACACAGUCUCAUUGUACCCCUGGUAGCAAUACCCGAUAGGAUGUCCACCGACUCAAUCAUACCGACAUACGGUACACCUAGCAUGGCACCUGACCAGUGUAACACCGCCGGCUAUGGAGAUUUUCAGAUGCCAAAGCAACAGUUUCAGGUGCGAGACAUCGUGAUGAACGACGUGGACAGCGAUUUCUGCCCCUCGGAAAGUAGCAGCCAACCUGGUUUAUCACCAAACAUCGGCCCCGCUGAGCCAUCGUCAGAUGUGGGUCAAUUUGCAUCAACGCUACUGUCAACGAUGUCAUUGUACAAGAGAGAUCUGUUGCCGUCAACGCCUCACGAAGUGCUAAAGCGGCCGUUAGACAGUGCGGAGUCCGAUAAAUGCGAAGAGCCAGAUUCAAAGCGACAAAGGAUCGAUUCAAGCAUUGAUACCGAGGUGAUUGAGGCCCCCACGUUCGAGGAGUCCAAGGACCUCUUCAUCAAAGAGGAUGCUUCCAUCUCUGCUGCGAAAUACGAGAUGGAGAGCGAACCAACACUGGAGUCUGUCACCAUCGGACACAAUCCCCUUGGAGAGCAGGAAGACGUCAACGGAAAAGAAGACGCCCCCACCCAUGGUGCACGAGUUGAGCCUGAGAACGAUCUCAUUGUUGAGCCAGAGGCGAUUGAGGCCGCUACCGUUGAUGAGCUGGAAGACGUUGACAUGGAGGACGCUCCUCCCAUUCCUACUACACAGCUUGAGACUGCCAACAGUCCGCUCAUCGAGCCUGAGGCAAUUGGAGCUGCCCACCUUGACGAUAUAGCGGGUGACCACACAAGCUUGCAUACCGAAGACGCUCCGGUCUCUGCUGUCUAUUUGGAGGCUGAGAGUCUUCAAGUGGCAAACGUAGCCUCUCCCUCUGAUAAGUUGGAAGGCAUUCAUACCGAGGCGAGCGUUCCCGUCUCUGCUGCACAGCUUGAGAUUAGUAUCGAUGCUACUGUCGAGCCUGUGGUAGCUGAAGCUGCUCCCAUUCCAGAAGUGGCGGAUAGCACGAGCCUGUCUGACGAAGAUCCCUCAGCCUCUGCUACGAAGAAUGAGAUGGAAAGCGAUGCUACCGCUGGGCCUAUGGAGAGUAAGGCUGCUCUGCUUGACGAUGUGGCUGGUGUCAAAGAAGGCACUCUCGUCGCUGCUGCGCGCCGUAAGGUUGAUAACGCUCUAAUGCUUGAGUCUCAGGACAUCAAGGCCACCUCCUUCGACGAGGCGGUUGGAGACCACAUGAGCGAUCGUGACGAGAUUGUCCCAGUCGCUGCGACACAGCCCGAGAUCGAGAGCACUGAAACAGUGCAGCCCAAGAAAACGGAGGCUACUCCCGUCGACGAGGCAGUGGAUGUUCACAUGAGCGACUGCGAUGAACAUGUCCUAGUCUCCGCUACACAACGCGCGAUCAAAUCGGAAGGCAAGGACCAGGUCACAUCCGACGGUACAGUGAUACCUGCUGCUCGCGCGGCCGAAUCAGCAGCUCGACCCGUGCCACAAGCAGAUAACGUCGUCGAGGUCGUACAAGAAGCAAGCCAGGUCUCGAGCACAGCAGAGCCAGAGACCCAUCCAUCAGCCUUGCGCUCGCAAAAUCUGCCAAAGCCGUUUGGCGGGCCGUAUAUGCAGAUUACCGAUGUUGAGAUGCAAGAGCUGAUCACCACCGCAUCGGUGUCACCAACACCGCCGCCCCCUGCAGCUCCGCCUCGCGGACCUAGGUUGAGAUUCAAGCCCUUGACGCCACCGACGCCUUUGGAUGAAGCUGAAGCCGAGGACGAGUCUGAAUCUGAGGAAGAGUUUGAGUCUGAGGGAGGGUCUGAAUCUGGGGAAGAGUCUGAAUCCGAGGAAGUCGAGGAUGCAAUCACAGAAGAGCAUGUAGCCACGGAAGACGAGCUUACGGAUGCGGAAGAGGAGCAUGCAGACACAGACGACAAGCCACGACCCGUCAAACACGAGCCUGACCUCAAAAAAGCCAAGCUGCAAGACGAGCCGACCUCCACAGAAGCAGAGCCUGGCUCCACAGACGUCGAGCCCGACAACGAAGACCGCGACUCCACCACCUCAUCCUCCCUCAGCCCAGCCCCCUCGCUCUCGCUCACCACCGCCUCACCGCCCCCCACACCCCAGGCGCCCGAGCCAGCAGCACCCGCACCCCCCGCCGACGCGCCCUUCCGCCACGAAGCAGAAUUCCACUACGAGCGCCGCGCCACGCGCUCCGAGACGCGCUCGUCGGGCUCCAGCGCACCGGCCGCGACGCACGUAAACCAGAUCGACGCACCCGCACCGCCGGCUGUCAAGGAAGAAGACGUUGCUGGAGGGGAGGAGAGGCAGUCUGGGCGCCCGCCAGUGAAGAAGAAUCGUGUGGCUGCGGCCAGGGCUAGUGCGGCGCGGGCGCGGGCUGCGAAGGUGGCGAUGAAGAAGGCGGGGCCGCAGACGCUGUCGGUGUCGAAGGCGUCGAAGGCGUCGAAGGCGGCGAAGUCGCUGAAGCCGUCGACGAAGACGCCGGCCCUCCCAGCAUCCAACGUGGCAACCCGGACGCGCGCGCGGACCGCGACGCCCUCGGCUCCUGCAUCUGCGUCUGUAUCUACACCCGCCGCUGUCCCUGCGCCCCAGCCCCCGACCUCGAAGACCGCGCGCAAGACUCCGCUCACGGCCACACACACCCGCACGCGGCGCCACACGCCUGCGCAGAAUGGUGUCCCUCCCACCCCAGCCCAGCCAGCGACACAGACUCCAGGAUCUCAGACCCCGGGAUCUCAGGCCCCGGGAUCCCAGCCCGCAACAGCACAGUCCGCUCCCUCGCAGGUGCUGGGCAAGCGCAAGACGCGCCGGGUGUCGGCGCUGGAGGAGCAGAUGCGGGUUGUGGAUGAGCGGGAGGGGCGAUUGAGGAGGAGGGCGGGGGGUAAGUGA